AUGAAGACGGGGCAGACAGGGCUUUGCAUGAAGCCGCUGAUCAUGGCGGCCUCUUUGGCCGUAGACAGCGCCCUAGGCGUCGUCUACUUUCCGCUUGCGGCUAGCCUCACUCCGAGCAAUGAAGACCUCGAAGAGUUUGGUGUUUUCAGCGGUGACGACACAACGACAAAGGCGCACUCCCUGGCAGACUACGCCAUCACGCUCUCCGUCGCUUUGGUGGUGGCCGUGAUCUCGGAGAUCAUCUGCCCUGAAGGUUAUGCAUGCAUCCUUUCCAGCGCUGUCGCCGUGGCGCUGGCAGCCAUCCCAGGGGCUCAGGAGCGGUUUGCUUCUGGCGAAGCCCUCGGAUGGCCCCUGCUGUACAUCUACUUCGCUUCCGCCGGCUUUACGGUGGGGGCGGUGGAAUUCCUGACGCUCAUCAAGUUCAGUCCUCUAAUUGAUUUCGGUAUCGCCCUCUACGGCUUGCACCUUUGUGUGCUGCUCGCAGCGGGGCGCUUCUUGGGUCUCUCCCGACCGGAGCUGCUG
Molecule: messenger RNA, 522 nt
Organism: Symbiodinium sp. CCMP2592
Lineage: Eukaryota; Dinophyceae; Suessiales; Symbiodiniaceae
Source: the annotation of a GenBank genome assembly